Molecule: messenger RNA, 2070 nt
Organism: Serendipita indica DSM 11827
Lineage: Eukaryota; Fungi; Basidiomycota; Agaricomycetes; Sebacinales; Serendipitaceae
Source: the annotation of a GenBank genome assembly
AUGUUCAGAUACAUACCAUCCAAAACAGCCAUCACCGAAGCGACGAUAUCCAACGCACGGUUCGCUCCCUCGAAGCGCCCGGUUGGUAUCUUCCUAGGCGGUACGUCUGGGAUAGGUGAAGCCAUGGCGAGACAGCUGGCGACGCAGACGCAUGGACGCGCCAAGAUUAUCCUCCUGGGCCGCAACGAAGACUCUGCUCAGCGCAUCAUCGCAUCUUUUCCCAAGACGGACGAUAGCGUCCCGCAAGACGAGGCGUCAGAUUACUCGUUUAUCAAACUCGAUGCAACGCUAAUGAAAGAAGUUCGGCGCGUUACGGAUCUGUUGGCAAAGGAGCUUGUCAAGAUUAAUUUUAUUGUCACUACUACGGCGUUUUUCGAUUAUGGUGGUCGGGAGGAGACGUGCGAGGGUGUAGAUAAGAAGAUGGCGUGUUUGUUUUAUGCACGGUUCAAGUUUAUCUACGACCUCGUCCCGCUUGUCCAAAAGGCGGCAGGGGCGGGGGAAACGACGGGGAUUACGAGCAUCUUUGCAGCUGGGCUGGGUGCCGCUAUCGAUCUCGAUGAUCUGGAUAUGAAGAAGAAGUAUUCGAAGCUUCGUUGUCGAUACCAGUGGGCCACAUAUACCGAUGCCGUGUUCCAGGAAUUUGCUCAUCGGUAUCCAACUUUGGGGUUCUACCAUCAGAUGCCCGGCGCCGUCAGGACGCCCAUGAUGACGAACCACUUUGGCGGCAACUUCUUUGCGUCUAUGAUAAGCUUUACGAUCGUCUCUCCAGCAGAGGCAGCGCAGCUCAUGUGGUGGCGAAUGCUGGACGAGGAUCCGAAAUGGAAAACGGGAGCACACCAAGUUAGCCAUCGUGGAGAAGAGCUCAGUAAUCCUUUUGUGACCGAGGGGGUACCAGAGGCUGUAUGGACGCAUUCGGAGAUGGUCACCUCUGGCGCUAGUCUGAACCUCCACAGUGGGGCGCUUAUUUGUGAUAGCCCAAAAGACCACGGCGGAUGCUUGCCAAACGUCCGAUUUCGACAACUUCCGAUCCUAUCUCCGGAGAUACGCCGCGUGACGUGGACUUCGGCAUCACCAUUCGACCAUAUAUAUGCGGGUCCUCUCGUCAAACUCAACCCAUCCAACAUGGUGUUCUCGCCUAUGCCAUCAAAGGCAGCCAUUGCUGCGGCUACCGCCUCCAAUGCACGCUUUCGUCCUUCGACUCGGCCUAUCGGGAUCUUCGUAGGAGGGACAUCUGGCAUAGGUGAAGCCAUGGCGACACAGUUGGCAUCUCAAACGCGCGGUAGGGCCAAGAUUAUCCUCUUGGGACGCAACGAAGCGUCGGCUCAACGCAUUAUCGCCGCAUUUCCUAGGACGGACGAAGGUGUACCAGCGGACGAGGCAUCUGACUAUUCGUUUGUCAAAGUCGACGCACUUUCGAUGAAGGAGGUUCGAACUGUUAUCGUAAAGCUAGCACAGGAGCUCCCAAAGAUCAAUUUUAUGGUGUUCACUCAGGCGUUUCGCGAUUAUGGUGGCCGAGAUGAGACGAACGAAGGAAUCGACAAAAAGGCGGCCUGCUACUACUAUUCGAGGUUCAGGUUCAUUUGUGAUCUGGCGCCACUCGUCCAUAAGGCUGCGGAUGCGGGAGAGAGGACGGGCAUUAGUAGCAUCUUUGCCGCUGGACAAGGAGCUGCUAUCAAUUUGGAUGAUUUGGAUAUGAAGAAGAGCUACUCGCGGCUUACAUGCCGGUUGCAAUGGGAAUUUGCUCAUCGCUAUCCACUUUUGGGAUUUUAUCAUCAAAUGCCUGGUGUCGUACGGACGCCUCUGGUGACCAACCGGUUUGGUGGCAACUUUCUUGCAUCAAUGUUAAGCUUCAUGAUGAUCUCACCUGAAGAAGCUGCACAGUUGAUGUGGUGGCGAAUGCUAGACGAUGACCCGAAAUGGCAGACUGGAGCGCACCAGGUCAGUCACCACGGAGACGAACUUAGUAAUCCGUUUGUGACCGAAGGAGUACCGGAAGCGGUGUGGACUCAUUCGGAAACGGUCACUUGGAGGCUUCGUCCAAGUCUUGACUAUCCCUCUCUGGAGCGAUAG